GAUGUUCCGCGGAGGGUCCCGGUGCUAGCUACACCCCCUCUACCGGCUUUUGAAGGUAGGUUGUUUCCAUCAGCAUCAUUGGGUUUGCCUUACUCUGUUCGGGAGCCCUCAACUUCUGAACUUACAAGAGAGAGUAACCGUAAGCUUAUAUACUACCUAUGCUUGCUUAUUGAAAAAAAUUAUGGGAUUAACGAAAAUAGAAUAUGA
Cetraspora pellucida is the source of this 207-nucleotide messenger RNA. Lineage: Eukaryota; Fungi; Glomeromycota; Glomeromycetes; Diversisporales; Gigasporaceae. The record is from the annotation of a GenBank genome assembly.